Messenger RNA from Pseudogymnoascus verrucosus, 1061 nucleotides. RefSeq lists its product as uncharacterized. The record is from RefSeq and is a predicted model, not a curated record. Lineage: Eukaryota; Fungi; Ascomycota; Leotiomycetes; Thelebolales; Thelebolaceae. The transcript has a single exon. The coding region runs from base 162 to 767 and encodes 201 amino acids.
UACACUACUAAUAACCACGAACUUCUUUUUUCAUCGCCUUGCUGCUUUCGUAUUCAAGUUUGACUGCUUUAAUAUCACUUCAACAACAUAUAUAAUACACCACCAACAACCCCCCACACACAUACAACCAACCACCCCCAAAAAAAAAACACGCACACAAAAUGACCGACCAAAUCACCAACUCCAUGACCUCCGCAACCCUCCACUCCGACCUCCGCGCCCCCUCCGUCGCCCCGCGCCGCGCCCACGCCCAAGCCGAGAAGUGGCGACACACCGUCCAAACCAUCCCCGUGCACUGGACAUCCACAUCCAGCUCCCCCGCCAGCGCCAUCUCAACCCCCAUCCCGCGUCCCCAAAAACAACCCCGCAUAACCCGCGGCCCGAUCCCCUCGCGCGGCACAGCACUAGCACACGCAUGGAUGGAGUGUGCUGAUACCUCCUGCUCCAGCACCUCCGGCGAUCUCGAGGCGAUGUAUGAUAGCGUCGGACUACCCCCAGGCGUACCGGUGGGUGAUGAGGCGGUGUUUUAUACGUAUGAUAGUGAGGCUAGUCCGGCUAGUUCGGUGGGGUUGGAUGGGCUUGUGGAGAAGGCGGAGAUGCAUUUUAGGGAGAGGGAGACGGAGAGGAUUGUGCGGGCGGAGUAUGAGGUGCUUGAUGGGGAGGGGGAGAAGGUGAAGAGGAGGAGGGGGAAGGCUGAGAGUGUGGAGGGGGAGGGAGAGGGAGAGGUUGUGGAGGGGGAGGUGGGGGGGGCUUGGGAGGCGAUUUAGAGCUCCUAAAUGAUGAGAGUGGGGUGCUGCGCUGAGGCGGGGAUGAUGAUGGUUCCGACGCUGGUGAAGCUGCUGCUUGCGAUCAUCUUCCUCUUCUUCGGCUGAAACAUUCCUUUUCUCGCCCUUCUCACACACACUCAUUCAUUCACCCUCACUUCACUUCUCGACUGUCCUUUACCUACACCACACACCUUUACUUCACACCUUUUUUGCCCAUUUUCAUUCGACUUUUUUCAACGAUUUUCCCCCUUCGACGUUUCACCAAAGCCUACUCGUCCACAGACACGGAUCGAG